AUGGAGACCGGGGGCCCCAAGGUUCUGGAGACGGUGGAGGAGAUCCAGGAGCGGCGCCAGGAGGUUCUGGGCCGGUACCAGAGGUUCAAGGAUCUGGUGGCAGAGAGAGGCCAGAAGUUGGAGGAGUCCUACCACUACCAGGUCUUCAGGAGGGACGCCGAUGACCUGGAGAAGUGGAUCCUGGAGAAGCUGAAGGUCUUGGAAGACAAGAGUUAUGAGGAACCCAGCAACAUACAGGGGAAGUACCAGAAGCACGAGGCCCUGGAGGCCGAGGUGCAGGCCAAGUCGAGGGUCAUCCCCGAGCUGGAGGAGAUCAGGACCGUCCGAUUCGCCGAGGGCCACUUUGCCCACGAGGACACUAAGGCCCAUCUGGAGGAGCUGCGCCGCCUGUGGGACUUCCUGCUGGAGCUGCUGCAGAAGAGAGGGGCCCAGCUGCUGCGCGCCCUGCUCCUCCAGCGCUUCCUGCAAGAGUGUGCCGACAUCCUGGAGUGGGUGGCAGACAAGGAGGCCAUCGUGACGUCGGUGGAGCUGGGGGAGGACUGGGAGCGCACAGAGCUUCUGCACAAGAAGUUUGAAGAGUUCCAGGUGGACCUGGGUGCACGCAAGGGCAGGGUGGAUGGUGUGAACCAGUACGCUGAGAAGUGUGGGCAGGAGAACCAUCCAGAGCUGCCCCUGAUCCGGGAGAAGCAGGCCGAGGUGAACGCCGCCUGGGACCGUCUCCACGACCUCGCGCUCCAGCGACGGAAGACCCUGUCCAAUGCAGCGGACCUCCAGCGAUUCAAAAGGGACGUGACGGAGGCCGUGCACUGGAUCCAGGAGAAGGAGCCGCUGCUCCGGUCCGAGGACUGUGGCCGGGACCUGGUGACCGCCGAGGCGCUGUUCCACAGUCACAAAGGCCUGGAGCGCAGCCUGGCCGUCAUGGACGACAAGGUGAAGGAGCUGUGUGCCAAGGCCGACAAGCUGUCCCGAUCGCACCCCUCGGAGGCCGCCCACAUCCAGCAGAUGAAGGAGGAGCUGGCGGCCAGCUGGCAGCAUGUGCGGGCACUGGCCACCCGCAGAUACGCACAGCUGCAGGCGUCCUACUGGUACCAGCGGUUCCUGUCUGACUACGAGGAGCUCUCGGGCUGGAUGAGAGAGAAGACGGCUCUGAUCAACGCGGAUGAGCUGCCCACGGACGUGGCCGGUGGGGAAGCCCUGCUGGACAGGCACCAGCAGCACAAGCAUGAACUUGACUCUUACGAGGACCGAUUUCAGUCUGCGGACGAGACUGCCCAGUCUCUGCUGGAUGCCAAUCACGAAGCAUCUGAGGAAGUUCAGGAGAAGAUGGCCGUCCUGGCCAGCAGCUGGGCGGCGCUGCGGGCGCUGUGGGACAGACGGCAGCAGCAGUAUGAGCAGUGCCUGGACCUGCACCUCUUCUACCGCGACAGUGAGCAGGUGGACAGUUGGAUGAGCAGGCAGGAGGCCUUCCUGGACAACGAGGAGCUGGGAAACUCCGUGGGUAGCGUGGAGGCUCUCCGGCAGAAGCACUCGGACUUUGAGAAGGCUUUCUCUGCACAGGAGGAGAAGAUCACGACUGUGGAUGAGACGGCAAACAAGCUGAUUGAUAACGGCCAUUAUGACUCAGAGAAGAUCGCUGUCAUCCGGGACGGGCUGUUGGCUCGGCGGGACGCCCUGCGGAACAGGGCGGCCACGCGACGUGAUAAGCUGGAAGCAUCCUUGCUUCUGCAGAAGUUCUACCAGGACUCAGAUGACCUAAAGAAUUGGAUCAACAAGAAGAAAAAGUUGGCAGAUGAAGACUACAAGGAGACGCAGAACUUGAAGAGCCGCGUUCAGAAGCAGCAGGUGUUUGAGGAGGAGCUGGCAGACAACGAGAACCUUCUCCACAGCUUAGAGCAGACUGGCCAGGAGAUGAUUGGGAAGGGUCACUACGCCUCGCCCCAGGUGGCCGCGCGCGUGGAGGAAGUCUUGGGGCUCUGGAAGGAGCUGCUGGAGGCCACAGCACAGAGAGGGACCCAGCUGCACGAGGCCAACAAGCAACUGCAGUUUGAGAACAACGAGGAGGACCUUCGGCGCUGGCUGGAGGAGGUGGAGUGGCAGGUGGCUUCCGACGACUACGGGAAAGGCCUGGCCGACGUGCAGAACCUGCUGCGGAAACACGGCCUGCUGGAAACAGCCCUGGCCACCCGCCAGGGCCAGGUGGACACCCUCACAGACCUGGCGGCGUACUUUGAGGAAACCGGUCACCCCGACGCUGCGGACCUCCAGGCUCGGCAGCAGGCCCUGGCGUCUCGGUUUGAGGCUCUGAAAGAGCCGCUGGCCACCCGGAAGAAGCGGCUGGUGGAUCUGCUAUGCCUGCAGCAGAUCUGCAGAGACACUGAGGACGAGGAGGCCUGGAUCCAGGAGACCGAGCCCUCCGCUGCCUCCAGCCACCUGGGCAAGGACCUGAUUGCCUCCAAGAACCUUCUCAACAGGCACCAGGUCAUCCAAGCCGACAUCGACAGCCAUGCGCCGCGCAUCCAGGCCAUUACGGAGCGGGGCAACAGGAUGGUGGAGGAAGGACACUUUGCUGCAGAAGAUGUGGCCUCUCGUGUCCAGAGUUUGAGAGAGAAGAUGGAGUCUCUGCAGGCCCGAGCGACGCGGCGUCAGAAGGACCUGGAGGCCAACGUCCAGUUCCAACAGUACCUGGCUGACCUGCACGAGGCUGAGGCGUGGAUCCAGGAGAAGGAGCCCAUUGUCGACAGCACCAACUAUGGGGCAGAUGAGGAGGCGGCCGGGGCUCUUCUGAAGAAGCAUGAGGCCUUCCUCGUGGACCUCACAGCCUUUGGAAACAGCAUUCAGGCCCUUCGGGAGCAGGCAGACGCCUGUCAGCAGCAGACGGCUCCAGCGGAGGGGGCUGCCCCCGAGGAGAGGGUCGUGGCUCUGUACGACUUCCAGGCUCGCAGUCCCCGAGAGGUCACCAUGAAGAAGGAUGACGUCCUGACCCUGCUCAGCUCCAUCAACAAGGACUGGUGGAAGGUGGAGGCUGAGGACCACCAGGGCUUCGUGCCCGCAGUGUACGUCCGGAAGCUGGCCCACGACGAGCUCCCUGGGCUCCCCCCGCGGCGGCGCGAAGAGGUCGGCAGCAUCACUCAGCGCCAGGAGCAGAUAGAGGACCAGUACCGCUCCCUCCUACACCGGGCAGAGGAGCGCAGACGUCGACUCCUGCAACGCUAUAAGGAGUUUCUGCUGGCCUACGAGGCCGGGGACAUGCUGGACUGGAUCCACGAGAAAAGGGCAGAGCACAGUGGGGUGGAGCUGGACGAUGUCUGGGAGCUGCAGAAGAAGUUUGAUGAGUUCCAGAUGGACCUGAAGACCAAUGAGCCUCGACUGAAGGACAUCAACCAGGUGGCAGAUGAUCUUCUGUAUGAGGAACUUCUAACUCCGCAAGGAGCUCAAAUCCAGCAGGAGCUGAAUUCCCGCUGGGGCUCCCUGCAGAGGCUCGCUGAGGAACAGCGCCAGCUGCUGGGCAGUGCUCAUGCUGUCCAGAUGUUUCACAGAGAAGCAGAUGACACAAAGGAGCAGAUAGAGAAGAAGUGCCAGGCCCUGAGUGCAGCUGACCCUGGCUCGGAUCUGUUCAGUGUGCAGGCCCUUCAGCGGCAGCACGAAGCCUUCGAGCGAGACUUGCUUCCCCUGGGAGAGAAGGUGACCGUCCUCGGGGAGACGGCAGAGCGACUUAUCGAGUCCCACCCAGAUGCCGUGGAGGACCUGCAGAGACAGCGGGUAGAGCUGAACGAGGCCUGGGCUGACCUGCGGGGGCGUACGGAGGAUCGCAAGGAGAGCCUGAGUGAGGCCCAGAAGUUCUUUCUGUUCCUCAGCAAGGCCAGGGACCUGGAGAACUGGAUCAGUGGCAUCGGGGGCAUGGUGUCUUCUCAGGAGCUGGCUGGUGACCUGACAGGCACAGAGAUUCUGAUGGAGCGCCACCAGGACCACCAUGCUGACAUGGAGGCAGAGGGCCCCUCCUUCGAGGCCUUAGAAGACUUUGGCACAAAACUUAUAGACAGUGGGCAUCGGUCCAGUCCUGAAAUUGAGGAUAAGCUUCAGGCUGUCCGACUUGGGAGAGACAGUUUGGAAGAAGCUUGGGGGAAACGCAAGAAGAUGCUGGAUCAGUGUCUGGAGUUGCAGUUGUUCCAAGGGAACUGUGACCAGGCAGAGAGCUGGAUGGUGGCCAGAGAGAAUGCCCUGAGAGCAGAGGACAGGGGCUCGCUGGACAGCCUGGAGGCUCUGAUGAAGAAACGCGAUGAUUUGGACAAAGCCAUUGCCGCCCAGGAAAAGAAGAUCACGGAACUCGAGCACUGUGCUGAGCAGCUCAUCGCUGAUGACCACUAUGCCCGCGAGGUUAUUGCGGCCCGACUGCAGCGUGUGCUCGACAGGUGGAGGGCUCUGAAGGCACAGCUGGCCACUGAGCGUACGAAACUGGGGGACUGUGCUGACCUGAAACAGUUCUACCGGGACCUGGAGGAACUGAAAGAGUGGAUCAGCGAGAAGCUGCCCACGGCCUGUGAUGAAUCCUACAAAGACCCCACCAACAUCCAGGCAAGCCCUGAACCCCGAGACAGCAGCUGGAAGUACCUAAAGCACCAGACCUUUGAGAACGAGGUCCACGGCCGGGCUGAGCAGGUGGAAGGGCUCCUCAACUUGGGGAACUCCCUGAUUGAGCGGAGAGCGUGUGACGGCCAGGAGGAGACCGUGAAGGGGCAGCUGGAGGAGCUGGAGAAAGAGUGGGACCACCUGCUGGAAAGAACCAUCGACAAAGGGCAGAAGCUCAACGAGGCCAGCAGGCAGCAGAGGUUCAAUACCGGUGUCCGGGACUUCGAAUUCUGGCUGUCAGAGGCAGAGACCCUGCUGGCCAUGAAGGACCAGGCCAGGGACUUGGCUUCAGCAGGAAACCUGCUCAAAAAGCAUCAGCUCCUGGAGACGGAGAUGUUGGCGCGGCAGGAUGCGCUCGAGGACCUGAAUGAGCUGGCUGCUGAACUGCUGUCCAGCGGGACCUUCAACACUGAGCAGAUAGUGGAGAAGAGGGAUGCGGUGAACCAGCGGUUCCUGAACGUACAGGACCUGGCCUCUGCCCACCACGAGAAGCUGAAGGAGGCCCAUGCUCUGUUCCAGUUCUUCCAGGACCUGGACGAUGAGGAGUCAUGGAUCGAGGAGAAGCUGGUGCGUGUGGGCUCCCAGGACUUUGGGCGGGACCUGCAGGGCGUCCAGAACUUAUUCAAGAAACACCGACGGCUGGAGGGGGAACUUGUCGCUCAUGAGCCUGCCAUCCAGAACGUGCUGGACAUGGCGGAGAGGCUGGGGGACAAGGCUGCCGUGGGCCGAGAGCAGAUCCAGGAGCGGCUGGCUCAGUUUGUCCGACACUGGGAGGAUCUGCAGGCGCUGGCCCAAGCUCGGGGGCAGCGGUUAGCCGAGUCCCUGGAAUUCCUGCAGUUCAUGGAGAGUGCAGAGGAGGAGGAGGCCUGGCUCAGUGAGAAGGAGGCUAUGGCAGGCCGAGGCGAUUCCGGGGACACGCUGGCUGCCACACAGAGUUUACUGAAGAAGCUCGAAGCCUUGGAGAACGACUUUGCUGUCCAUGAGACCCGUGUGCAGAGUGUGUGUGGCCAAGGAGAGGACAUUCUGGGCAAGGGAGACUCUCAGCACCAGGACAAGAUUUCUGCCAAGAUGCAGGCUCUGAAGGCCAAGGCUCCUGCUCUGUCCCAGGCGAUUGCAGCCUGGAAACUGCAGCUGGAUGAUGAUUACGCCUUCCAGCACUUCAGCUGGAAGGCGGACACGGUGGAGGCCUGGAUCGCUGAGAAGGAGGCCAGUCUGAAGAUGGGGGGCAACGGCACAGACCUGGAUGCCUUCCUCACCCUCCUGGCAAAGCAGGACACACUGGAUGCCAGCUUGCAGAGCUUCCAGCAGGAAAGGCUGCCUGAAAUAACGAACCUAAAGGACCAGCUGCUGGCUGCCCAGCACCACCAGGCCAAAGCCAUUGAGGACCGCCACGCCGCCCUGCUGCAGCGCUGGGAGCUCCUGCUGGUGGCCUCCGCCUCCCACAGACAGAAGCUACUGGAGAAGCAGCUGCCCCUGCAGAAGGCCCAGGACCUAUUCAUGGCAUUCGCACACCAGGCCUCGGCUUUCAACAACUGGUGUGAGAACGCUGAGGAGGACCUGAGCGAGCCUGUGCACUGCCUCUCCCUGAAUGAGAUCCGGCAGCUGCAGAAGGACCACGAGGCUUUCCUGGCCUCCCUGGCAGGGGCCCAGGCUGACUUCAACCACCUGCUGGAGCUGGACCAGCAGAUCAAGGCCCUGGGUCAGCCCUCCAGCCCCUACACUUGGUUAACUGUGGAGGUACUGGACAGGAUCUGGAAACACCUGCCCGAAAUCAUCAAGGAACGGGAGCAGGAGCUGCAAAAGGAAGAGGCCAGACAGGUGAAGAACUUUGAGAUGUGCCAGGAGUUCGAGCAGAAUGCUAGUGCAUUCCUUCAGUGGGUCUUGGAGACCAGGUCUUUGCUCAAAGAAACAGGGACGCUGGAAUCUCAGUUGGAAGCCAAUAAAAGGAAGCAGAAGGAGAUCCAGGCAAUGAAGCGGCAGUUGACCAAGAUAGAGGACCUGGGGGACAGCCUGGAAGAGGCUCUGGUCCUGGACCUCAAGUAUAGCACCAUCGGCCUGGCCCAGCAGUGGGACCAGCUGCACCAGCUGGGGGUGCGGAUGCAGCACAACCUCGAGCAACAGAUCCAGGCCAAGGAUACCAUCGGUGUGAGCGAGGAGACCCUCAAGGAAUUCAGCACAACCUACAAACACUUUGAUGACAACCUGACGGGGCGUCUGACUCACAAGGAUUUCCGCUCCUGCCUGAGAGGCCUCAACUACUACUUGCCCAUGGUGGAGGAGGGUGAACCCGAGCCCAAGUUUGAGAAAUUCCUGGACGCCGUGGACCCGGGAAGGAAGGGCUAUGUCUCGCUGGAGGACUACACCUCCUUCCUGAUCGACAAGGAGUCAGAAAACAUCAAGUCCAGCGAUGAGAUCGAGAGUGGAUUCCAAGCCUUGGCAGAGGGCAAAGCCUACAUCACUAAGGAAGACAUGAAGCAGGCUUUGACUCCCGAGCAGGUGGCGUUCUGUGCUUCGCACAUGCAGCAGUAUGUGGACCCUCGGGGCCGAGGCCACGCAGCUGGCUACGACUACGUAGGAUUCACCAAUUCCUACUUCGGCAAUUGAGAGCAGCUCU
This is a messenger RNA of Sorex araneus (European shrew), 7240 nucleotides long. It is a transcript of the gene SPTA1, whose product is annotated as spectrin alpha, erythrocytic 1. The transcript has 50 exons. Lineage: Eukaryota; Metazoa; Chordata; Mammalia; Eulipotyphla; Soricidae. Gene Ontology annotation, cellular component: cell junction; plasma membrane; cortical actin cytoskeleton. The record is from RefSeq and is a predicted model, not a curated record. The coding region runs from base 1 to 7230 and encodes 2409 amino acids. Gene Ontology annotation, biological process: regulation of DNA-templated transcription; actin cytoskeleton organization. Gene Ontology annotation, molecular function: calcium ion binding; sequence-specific DNA binding; actin filament binding.